This is a messenger RNA of Racocetra fulgida, 431 nucleotides long. NCBI's taxonomy places the organism in Eukaryota, Fungi, Glomeromycota, Glomeromycetes, Diversisporales, Gigasporaceae. The record is from the annotation of a GenBank genome assembly.
UAUCUGGUAAAGGAUCAGUAUCGAUUCAAAACCAAAAUUUUGCUGAUAGCAAUAAACCAAAGAAAAAAAAGCAGAAAACUCAGCUUCAACAAUUAUUAGCCGAAGAAAAAAGAAAGAAAAAUGAAACCAAAGGUUCAAUAAGUGCUUCACCAGCCAUUGCAGACCUCGCGUUACGCUUCUCAAAGUACGCUCUUUCGAAUCCAUUAGAACGCAUCGAAAAAGAAACUAAAGACAAAUUAAAUAUGGAUCCUUCACGAUCUGGACGUGAUGCGGAGACUGUAUAUCGUGAUAAACAUGCUAUUGUGGUAUAUUAUGCAGGAAAAAAAAUCGAUAUUGCUGCACAAAGAGCUGAAGAGCAUGAUAAAGAAUUAAACGAGGAACAAAAAUCAAAAGAACGUUGGAAUGAUCCAGCUGCACUAUUUUUAACUAAA